This is a messenger RNA of Abrus precatorius (Indian licorice), 561 nucleotides long. Its product is annotated as 17.1 kDa class II heat shock protein-like. Lineage: Eukaryota; Viridiplantae; Streptophyta; Magnoliopsida; Fabales; Fabaceae. The record is from RefSeq and is a predicted model, not a curated record. Bases 1 to 561 code for a protein of 186 amino acids. Gene Ontology annotation, biological process: response to heat; protein complex oligomerization; protein folding. The transcript has a single exon.
AUGGAUUUGAGGGGCAUUGGGUUGGACCCUGCUCUGUUGGAUUUCCUGCUCGACCACGUUGAUUUCUCCGAUGAAACUGACGCCAAGUCACACCACGCGCCGUCUCGAACCUACGUUCGAGACUCAAAGGCGAUGGCGAGCACGCUGGCGGACAUACUUGACUACCCAGACGCGUACAAGUUCGUGGUGGACAUGCCGGGGCUGAAAUCCGAUCAAAUAAAGGUUCACGUGGAGGACGACGCGCUGGUGGUGAGUGGAGAGAGGAGAAGGGACAAAGAUAAAGACCACAAAGAUGGCGUCAAGUACCUUCGAAUGGAAAGGAGACAAGGGAAGUUCCUGAAGAAGUUCGAGCUUCCUUGCAAUGCCAACCCUGAUGAAAUCUCUGCAUGCUAUCUCGAUGGUGUUCUCACUGUCACUGUCCAUAAGAAACCCCCUCCCGAGCCCAAGAAGCCCAAGAUCAUUCAGGUCCAAGUCACUUCCCCCGAAGCCCAAAACCAGCCCGUGCCUCAGCCCCAUGCACCAACCCAAGAUGGAGGACAAGACCCCCAGCCCCAGGAGUGA